AUGGACAAAAAAAUAUGUGAUCUUUGUCCUCUAUCUCAUUUUGAUAGAAUCAGUUGCACGGUCACAACGUGCAACUGGCCUUUAUUAAAUAUUGAGCGACAUAGAACUAAUCAACCAUACUGUCCGAAAAUAAAACCAAUAAAGGCUGUCAGAUUUAAACAGCCUGCGAAUUCGCCGCAAAAUUAUGGUCCAUGGACAAAUUUAAUGUACCGUCCUAUUAUACAAGGAGGUUUCAGAUAUCGUGGAGUAUAUAAACUACUUCCUCUUGAUCUACCUCCAAGUUCUCCUGUAUUAUCUCGACCAGUCCCUGUUACUCCGACUGAUUUUCGAGGAAUAAGUGUAUAUUGUCGUCGAUAA
This is a messenger RNA of Eufriesea mexicana, 357 nucleotides long. RefSeq lists its product as uncharacterized. Lineage: Eukaryota; Metazoa; Arthropoda; Insecta; Hymenoptera; Apidae. The record is from RefSeq and is a predicted model, not a curated record. The coding region runs from base 1 to 357 and encodes 118 amino acids. The transcript has 2 exons.